This is a messenger RNA of Onychostoma macrolepis, 999 nucleotides long. Its product is annotated as olfactory receptor 1E16-like. Gene Ontology annotation, cellular component: membrane. Gene Ontology annotation, molecular function: olfactory receptor activity; G protein-coupled receptor activity. Gene Ontology annotation, biological process: G protein-coupled receptor signaling pathway. The record is from RefSeq and is a predicted model, not a curated record. Lineage: Eukaryota; Metazoa; Chordata; Actinopteri; Cypriniformes; Cyprinidae.
AUGAGCUCCAUGCAGUCAAACUCCUCUGCAAAUGUGACCUUUGUUCGUCCUGCUACAUUUUUCCUCAUUGGCUUUUCUAAUAUCCCAUAUGUGAAAUACUACUAUGUGUUCUUGUUUUUUGUGUAUGUUGUGACUGUUUUAGGGAAUUCAUUUAUCAUUUGUAUCAUAUAUUUGGCUUGCAGGCUUCACUCAGCCAAAUACAUUGCUGUUUUUCAUCUGGCACUUUCUGAUCUGUGUGGAAGCUCAGCUGUAAUUCCCAAAGUCAUUGACACAUUUUUAUUUGAGCACCAGGACAUUUCAUAUGAAGCGUGUUUUGCAAAUAUGUUUUUUGUAUAUCAUUUCAUGAAUCUGCAGUCUUUGACACUACUCGCUUUGGCUUAUGACAGACUGAUAGCUAUUUGUUUUCCUCUACAAUAUCGUGCCAUUGUAACCAAACCAGCCAUGUUUCUGAUCAUAGGGCUGAUGUGGAUUUUAUCUGUGACAUUUUUUUCUGUAUUUGAAGGUUCUAUGAACAGACUUUCUUUUUGUGGAUCCAAUGUGCUUGAUACUUAUUUUUGUGAUUAUGGCCCUAUCUAUAGACUAACCUGUAAUGAUACUUCUCUAAUUAUUUUGUUGGUUAAAAUUUGCUAUAGUCUCCUGAUUUUUCCGCCACUGAUAUUGAUCUUCAUUUCAUAUUUCUGCAUUGCUCUGGUUUUAUUUAAGAUUCCCAAUGGUGUUGACCGGAUCAAAGCCAUAAAAACCUGUAACUCACAUCUCAUGUUGGUGGUAAUUUUUUAUAUGCCAAUUUUAAGUAAUACUAUUGCAUCUACAAUAGCACCUUUGCAUCCAAAUGCCUGGAUAAUUAACAAUUCCCUAACACAGACAAUACCACCUAUGCUGAAUCCAAUCAUAUACACUCUGAAGACAGAGGAGGUCAUGCAAUCCAUAAAAGAACUGUACAAACGAUGCAAAGUGAACACAACCAUAGAAAUAAGAGUGAAAUGCAGAAGGAGAAAUUAA